Molecule: messenger RNA, 1838 nt
Organism: Gambusia affinis (western mosquitofish)
Lineage: Eukaryota; Metazoa; Chordata; Actinopteri; Cyprinodontiformes; Poeciliidae
Gene: cyp2r1
Product: vitamin D 25-hydroxylase
Exons: 5
Coding region: 258-1808 (516 amino acids)
Biological process (GO): xenobiotic metabolic process
Cellular component (GO): cytoplasm; intracellular membrane-bounded organelle
Molecular function (GO): oxidoreductase activity, acting on paired donors, with incorporation or reduction of molecular oxygen, reduced flavin or flavoprotein as one donor, and incorporation of one atom of oxygen; iron ion binding; heme binding
Source: RefSeq, a predicted model, not a curated record
UGUACAGACUGCAAGAGUUGUUAGUAAUUUUAGAUGACCUUUAAAAAGUCCACUUCAUAACCAUCCAACUGAGGGAGAUUAUUGAUCAAGAGCAGAACAAAGUUCAUCAACAGUUGACUCUAACUUUCUGGCCAAUCUUGGGCUUAGAGGCGGGGGAUAGAAUAAAUGCAAGAUGAUACAUAUGCGCUUCAGUUCCUCGGAGGAGAAACCGAGGUCGGUUCAGAGUUUUUUAGCAGGCAGGAGAGCAUUUCGCAAACAUGGUAUCCCUAAAAUCUCCGUCCCCGGUGCCGGUGACCCGCGCGGAGGCGCUGCUCGCUCUGAGCUGCCUGGCUGUCGUUCUCCUCGCAUUCCUGCUGGUGCGCCAGCUCGUCAAGCAGAGGAGACCCCCUGGGUUUCCUCCCGGUCCAUCUCCCAUUCCAAUCAUAGGAAAUAUUUUUUCUCUCGCCACUGAGCCGCACGUCUUUCUCAAGAGGCAAAGCGAAGUUCACGGGCAGAUUUUUAGCCUUGACCUGGGAGGCAUAAUGACCGUGGUAUUAAAUGGUUAUGAUUGUGUAAAAGAAUGCCUUUAUCACCAGAGUGAGGUUUUUGCUGAUCGCCCUUCUCUGCCACUAUUUCAUAAAAUGACCAAAAUGGGUGGUCUUCUAAACUGUAAGUACGGGAAAGGCUGGAUUGAUCAUCGCAAGCUGGCCUGCAACUCUUUCCGUUACUAUGGCAGCAGCCAGAGACUGUUUGAGCGAAGAAUCACAGAAGAGUGCAUGUUCUUAGUUGAUUCAAUCGACAAAUACAAGGGAAAACCCUUCAACCCAAAACACCUUGUAACCAACGCCGUGUCAAACAUCACCAAUCUGAUCAUCUUUGGCCAGCGUUUCACCUACGAUGACAGCAACUUCCAGCAUAUGAUUGAGAUCUUCAGUGAGAACGUGGAGUUGGCUGUCAGUGGCUGGGCUCUCCUCUACAACGCCUUUCCUUGGAUUGAAUAUCUGCCCUUUGGAAAACACCAGAAGCUGUUCCACAAUGCUGCUGAGGUGUAUGACUUCCUGCAGAAGGUUAUAAUAGGAUUUUCCCAAGGCAGGGUGCCUCAUGCACCACGCCACUAUGUUGAUGCCUAUUUGGACGAGUUGGAGCAGAACGCAGGAGAUCCCAGGAGUUCUUUUACUUAUGAGAACCUCAUCUAUUCCGUGGGGGAGCUCAUUAUCGCCGGCACAGAGACCACAACCAACACCCUGCGUUGGGCUAUGCUGUACAUGGCCCUCUACCCCAACAUCCAAGAGAGGGUGCACAGAGAGAUCGACAGUGUGCUGACCAAUGGAAGGGCACCUUCUCUCGAGGACAAGCACAGGAUGCCCUAUGUGGAGGCUGUUCUGCAUGAGAUCCUUCGCUUCUGCAACAUUGUGCCUCUUGGUAUCUUCCGAGCCACCUCCCAGGACGCAAAAGUCAAUGGGUACACGAUUCCUAAAGGAACCAUGGUGAUCACAAACCUCUACUCAGUGCACUUUGAUGAGAAGUACUGGAGCGACCCAGGAGUCUUCUUACCAGAAAGGUUUCUGGACAACAGUGGGAACUUCAUAAGGCGUGAGGCCUUCCUUCCGUUCUCGUUAGGGAGGCGUCACUGUGUGGGUGAGCAGCUGGCCCGAAUGGAAAUGUUCCUAUUUUUUACCACAUUGCUCCAGAGGUUUCAUCUUCAGUUCCCUCCACGAACCGUUCCAACUGUAACUCCCAAACUUGGAAUGACCCUACAGCCCAAACCUUACUCCAUUUGUGCUAUCCGCAGGCAGCAGAGGUUUCAAUGCUCUGAAGGCACUCCUUAGCACAAGUAGGUUUGUCGGCUGCAGUGCACA